Messenger RNA from Paramisgurnus dabryanus, 5328 nucleotides. RefSeq names its product monocyte to macrophage differentiation factor 2. Gene Ontology annotation, molecular function: pore-forming activity. Lineage: Eukaryota; Metazoa; Chordata; Actinopteri; Cypriniformes; Cobitidae. The record is from RefSeq and is a predicted model, not a curated record. Gene Ontology annotation, cellular component: membrane.
GUUUAUAGGCUACAUGUGUGGGACGCAUCCCACACGCAUGAUACAGUAGAUUUUUUUGCAGUUGCAGGAAGAUCGCUUCUUAUGAUACCGUUAUACAAUCUGACUUCCGGAUUGUUGCUAGUGAUGAACAAAUCGUCCCGUAUUCCUGCACACAAAUGAGUAUUUUCAUUGAUCCCUUUUUUCGGGGGAAAGGCGAGCACUACAUGAGCUCUGGAUUAAAUCGCUAACAGUUACAAUUCUGCGCACAACUGUUGGGCAUCACGCUUUUUAAAUGAAACUUGUAAGAUUUAUGAACAAUCGUGCACCAUCUAAUAAGAGAUACCAGCCAACCGAAUAUGAACAUGCUGCUAACUGUGCCACACAUGCGCUCUGGAUUAUUCCCAGCUUUGUGGGCGGGGUCUUGUUGUACUUCCUGUCUGACGACCACUGGGAAGAAAUUUCAGCAUGGCUCUAUGGGGCGGGGCUGUCAAGCCUUUUCGUCAUAUCCACAGUGUUCCAUACAGUCUCCUGGAAGAAAAGUCAUCUUCGAUCAGUUGAACACUGUUUCCACAUGUGCGACAGGAUGGUGAUCUACUUCUUCAUUGCUGCUUCAUACACACCCUGGUUGACAUUGCGGGAGCUCGGCCCAUGGGCCGCUCACAUGCGUUGGGUUGUCUGGGUGAUGGCGUCUGGAGGAACUGCCUAUGUAUUUUUCUUUCAUGAAAGGUUUAAAGUUGUAGAGCUGAUCUGUUACGUGGCAAUGGGAAUUUUUCCUGCCCUUGUCAUCCUUUCUAUGGCAGACAGGUCAGGUCUGUGUGAGCUGCUUGUUGGUGGCGGGUUUUAUUUGUUGGGAACGGUCUUCUUUAAAAGCGACGGCAUAGUACCUUUCGCUCACGCUAUAUGGCAUCUCUUUGUCGUAUUGGGGGCGGGUGUCCAUUACUAUGCCAUCUGGAAGUACCUGUACAAACCUGUCAAUCAACCAACCAGUACGGCCCGGUGACAUAUAUACAUACAUCCACCCACAAAAUCAUUUACAUAUAUGUCUAUAACUAGCACAUACAACAGAAAUUACAACUAUAGCCUUUGUGAGUCUACAGACAGCAGGGGUCAUUUUGGACCUGACGCCGUGUGCAAUCCAGACUGAUAAAGGAUCCAGAACAUGAACAUUUCUGGAAGAGUCUAUUGAUUCAAUUCAAGUUUACAAAGUUUUUUAGAGGUAAAAUCACUGCCACUUAUUUGUGAAAGCAAAUACUUGAGUACAGUUUAAGGUAUUUUUAACGUCUUCUUUCACUGCCAAUGGGGAAAUAUUCUUAUUUCUGUCCACAACAAGAAAAAGAAAAAUGCAGCUACUGUAUAGUUGUAGUUAUUUUAGAUGCAUUACAUCUUUAAGAUAUACCACAAGUGCUUGGUGACAAUGUGCAGGGACAGAUUUGCCUGGAGACGUCUGAUUUAAUGGCAAAAAAGAUAGAGUCAGUUUUUUUAAUCCAUACCAUAAUAAGAUGGUUAUGUAAAGUGUUAUUUAAAAGAAAUUCACUCUCAGAAUUAAGGAGAGGGUACAAAAGUUGUCAUUGGGGUGGUACAUUUUUUAAAACUAUGCCUAAAAGGUGCAUACUGGUACCUCAAAGGUACAUAAUCUGUAUGGUACAUAGGACCUUUUUAAAAGGUGCCGUCCCAGUUACUAUUUUUGUACCUUUUUUUUUUUUUAGAGUAUACUUCAUUCAGUAUCAAUGAAAAGUAGAUAAUAUAUAUAAUAUAUAAAAAGUAUGAUGUAAUGAAUUUAGUCAUGGCUCUUGCUCUUGCUUUGAGAGUGGUUGAAGGGAUUGUUUACAUGAAGUUCGAUCUGAUAAAAAUCAUCAUUUACCUACUCCAUUUUUUUGUUUUUCGUGGAACAUACAAUGAGAUUUUUACAGAAGGUUUCUUUUAGUCCAAUGAAAGCAGAUGGGACUGGGCCUAAUAUUAAGAAAAUACAAAUCACAAAAUUUCCAUUACAAAUAUUUUCUUUUAUUUAUGUUCCACUAAAGAAAAAAAUCAAGCUUAUUUGGAGUGACGGGGUGAAAUAAUUCUCAUUUUUAGUGUACUAUCUUUUUAAAUUGUAGACUUUAAUGCCACACUAUGUAGGAUUUUCACCACAAAGGUGAAGCUUAAUGAUGUUAUGAAGGAGUGUGGACUGAUGGGUGAUGUCGUUUUAACCCUCCAGAGACGUAUGAAAUUCGCUAAUCAUGUUACCGGAUGUGGUAAUAAAUUAAUGUUUGUACGUUUGAUCACAUAAUGAAUUAGCUGCAAGGCACAACAGCUGCGUUUUAGUUGCUAUAUAACCACCACUUCCACAUUUGUUCACUUGUGUUGCUCACAUCUACAACCAGAAACUGAGGAUAGCGUGGAUAUUUACAGGGUUCCAACGGGUCCUUGAAAUCCUUGAAAGUUUGUGAAUCUGGGGGAAUAAUUCAAGGCCCUGGGAAGUUUUUGAAAACAUACAUACAUGUCAUUGACAGUGAAAGUUUUCUGGAAAGAAAAUUCAUAUUAUUCCCUGUGUAGUGUAGGAUAAAAUCAUAAAAAUUCUAGACUUUUUAAGCGCACAUGCUAAACUAUUCGCUUUAAAUGCUUAUAUAUUUUGCAUGCAAAUGUUGAUUCAUACCAAAAUGCUUUUUGCAUAGUUGUGUUUGACACAUGAAAACGUCUCAGGUUACGUAUGUAACUGUUGUUCCCUGAGAAGGGAACGAGACACUGUGUCUCCCUUGCCAUACCUCCUGUGUCCCCGUAAUAUUUCAAAUAGCGAUAUACAUCCUGGCUCUCGCGUCACCUUUUCUAUGUCGUUAAGCCUCACCAUUGGUUGAAUUUGCUAUACACAUUCAGAUGCACUUACCCCAAAGUGUCACUGCAGUGACGCAGCACGAGUUCCCUCAAAAGGGAACUGUAACAAUGUAUCUUAAAAGGUAACAUGAUGUAACCUUGCUCUUACUUGAAAUGUGUCCCCACAUUUAGUCCUUGAAUUUGAGGGUAUUGGACCUGGAAAGUCCUUAAAAGGUCCUUGAAUUUGAAGUUAACUAAGGUAUGGGAACCCUGUAUUCAGUCAUUAAAAGGGUGACAGGUGCAAGGGAGACAAGGGACGAGGAAUUAUUUAUCUGGAUUUACAAAUCCUUGGGAACUUUUGGCAUAAACACAAUUGCAUUAAAAAUAUCACACUGUGCUAGUCGUUUUGGGAUAUUUUAUUACAAAAAUCUUACAUAUUGUGGCUUUAAAACUUGUAGAUCUCCACCACUUUAGAUUUGUCUUUGGUUUACCACUGGUUAACACUGAAAGUCUGUCCAUCAGCCAUUUGUUUUAUUGGACUGGUCAGCCAAAGUUUCUGGUCUCAGGGUUUUCUCAUUGGCUGAUGCCAUCAUAUUUCUGAAACAUUCAAUGCUAUUCACAUGUUAGUAACUGUUUAAGUUUUUAAAUCACCUUGAAUAUGAUAGAUAGAUAACAAUUAUUUUAUCUAUAACACAAGAUUUGUAAUCAGGGCGACACAGAUUGUCUGGUCAAGAUUAAUGGAGACAUACUCACACACAAACAUCAAUAAUAUCUGCAGUUUAUAUACAGUUUAUGUCUGCGGUAAAAGUGUUUAAACAAGUAUUUACAUUUGUAUGGCCUUUUAAGUACCUACUUGAUCUAAUGUAACAUUUGUUUUACUAAAUGUGUAUUUUAUUAUUGUUUUACAUCUGAAACAAAGUAAUGUUUAAGUAGAUAAUGUGUUAAAUAGUGGUUAGUUUGUCUUGUAAUUUAUUUGUACAAACAGUUUAAUUUAUGUUUUUUUGUUUUUUUUUUAAAUAAGCGCGGUUUGAGAGAUGUACAAUUAGUAGUCAGUAUUUUCAGAUGCAUUAGUGAUUUUUGCAGAACUGGAUUUUUUGAUGUAUGGCUUUAUAAAGAUUAAAAUAGGCUCCUGCUUGAAUCGUAAAUCAGCUGUAUAUAAUCCAUAUCAUAAUGCUAUACCUCGCUUUAGUCAGUAAACAUUCUAUUAUUAACAACAGAUGUCUCUUAUAAUCAUGUCAAGUUAAAAUAUUUUUAAUUGUUUAUUUAAAAGUGUACCAUUAAAAUUUAAAAUGUUAAUGUCCACUUAAGUGGGUUAAGAAUGAACAGGGUGUCAGAUGAAAAGUCUUUUUUUUUUCGUUAAAGUAUGAUUGUGAUAUCAUAUCAAGAAAAAUGAUAUAUGUUUGGUGGACCAAAAUGAAUAAGGUUUCAGUUCGCUUCCGCCCUAAUUUUGGGCUGAGCAAACACUGUCUUAAAUACACUGAGGAUAUUAUAGACUUUAUUAAUGUAUGUAUAUGUAUAGAGUAAUUUUACCCUACAGUAUUAAGUGUUUUAUCAUUAAUGUUAAAAUAUAAUUUAUUAAGUAAUGUUUGGUUUUAAAAUACCUUAAUGUAUACUUCUGUUUACCCAAGCAAUUGUUUUUGCAUUAUUUAUAAUUUAUGUUUAAUCAUCAUUUGAUAUGUUGUUGAAUUAAGGAUUGUGACUUGUUUUGUUUUGUUUGUGAGGGUGCAUUUUGUGUCUUUAAAUGUUUUUUGUUUAAUGUGGUCUGGUUAAUGCAAAAUGUGUUUACCUGGGAUUGUCUUAAGAACUGUUGCUCCAAAUUGUUUACAUUUGCAGAAUAGCUUUUACUGCCAUUCAGACUGAAAUUAAAUGAGUUUUUGGUUUGGUAACAAUAUAACAAUAUACUGAAAGUUAGAUGAUGCAUGAGGAUUUGUGUCAGUAAAAUUAACUGAAUGUAAAAAAUUAAGUGAAAAAAUAGAAUGUAAUACUAUUUACCUCAAUAAAUUUUACUUCAUCUAUAAUUUAAAUUUGGUUGUGAUUCAAAGCCAGAUUUUACAUGCAUCAUGUUGCCCCUGUUUUUGGUAAUGGUAGUAUUAAGAAAAAUAAACUCAUUUUGACCAAAGCUCAUUUUAAUUCUCAUGAAAAUGCAUCAACCCUGCAAGUAGUUCAGUGAUGGUGGUUAAAAACCGGAUCCUGUAUUUAAACUGAAUCCACUUGAAACCUAACCCUGACCUCACUGUAAAUAUCAUUGUGCCUUUUAUUGGGUGUUAAAGAACAGUUCAAGGCUUUUUGUUUUAGCCGUUCUACUGAUUUACUCAGCUUAACAAAAGUGUCUUUUGUACCUUUUACAUGAAGGUAUUUGUGAUUGUGGUUUUGCUGCAAUGUUUGUAUUGCCCCUGGUUUUGUAUCGGUAUUCUUUAAGAAGAUAUUGUUCAUAUCAAUGCUUUUAUCAAUGAAAUGUCAUCCCUGCUGAAUCAUUAUUUGAGUCCUGCAUUCUAUACAUUUUGUAUGUUUGUGGGUUGAUCAAUAAAUGCAAAGUAUGGACAACUCGUGCACACUUUA